AUCACAUGUCAGAAUGUAAGGGGUUGUCAGACCUGCAAAUUGGCAAAUAUUUGAACGUAUGCGAAGAAGACUGUCUGUCACCCGACCAAAUUACCACAUUCCAAUACAAAGAGCAGCUGUGAAGAGAAUGGCGCGAGCGUCGUCCCGAAGAGCGUUGUUUCUCUGUUUGCUGGUUCUGCUGCAAGAGUUUGGUCCCGCACACUUUGCCAAACUCGCGCCGAAUGGCUUCCUCAGCGACCGGGAAUUCUUGGAGAGCGAGGAUAUGGCUAAUGACCAAGAAACUGGAAGCAACCUUGUGCCGCAACCCCCAAAAACUCAGUCGUCUACAAUGAAAAGAACUGCUGCCUGGAUCAAGAAUGUCUAUAAAGUCGUCAAGUGCGGAUCGCAGUUUACCAAUGCCGCUACUUCUUUGGCCAGCCUUGCCUUCGGUAUCUAUCAAGCCAUAGAAGGCUGUUGUGGGCGUUUUCCAGAAGCCUGUGAAUAUCGCGACGAGUUUAAUAACUUGAAAACUCAGGUAGAAGAGAAAAGCGUCCUGGCAGACAACUUACAGCUGCAAGCUAAAAAUCUUCAAGUCUGGGUCGAAAAUAACAUCGAUAAGUACUCUGAAUUGUACGACGAAUUGAUGGAUAUUAACAGAGAGCAGGAUCUCUACUUGGAAAGCAUAAAUCCUAAUAUUGAAACUACAUUGAACAACGAAGAGAAGAAUAUCAUGGAUGCCAUCAAGGCAAAGAACAACACCAAGGAGGAACUGGAUUACCUUCAAGUAUCCGACAUGUAUGAAUCAGCCAUUGACAACGCCAUGAAUAUCGGUUUCCCCCUAUUAGGACUUUUAGUCAGCGGUGGAUUCGCAACCUACAAAUACGCCAAGAAAAAUAGAGCUCAGAAGGAGGUUUUCAAGCUCGAGAGAAGAAAUGCCAUCCGACUCAAGACAUCCCCUGACGCUAAAAUUGCAAAACGGAAAACAAACUUGAUCACAAGUUUCAAAACCGCGUACAGACAAAUAAAGAACACACUGAAUACCAAGUUCGCCAGGUCGAUCAAAAUCGUUAAGGGUCUUGGCAAAGCAUUUGGCAUUGCACUAGGUUUCUUUUCCUCAGGGAUGGAAAUUUAUUCCAUCAUUUCUACCCUUAAGGAAUGCGAAAAAAGACGAGAUAAUGCAAAGGAGGCGAGGGACUUUACUGCAAAAGCUCUAGCCAACUUUGAUGAAGCCAUUAAGAAUAUCACUACUUCAAAGAACAUCAUGUACUCGGCUUUUGAGGAAGUACGAAAGGAACUGGUCGCGGAAGACUUGAUGAAGCUGCUAGUAGACAUCAAGCAAGUAGUGGAUAAUACUAAUCCUACACCUGAACUGAUCGAAGCCGCCAAUGGAAUCGAGAACUACAGAUUAAAUAUGCCAUCGGAUAUCUCCCCAAACCAGACGUAUGAUCACCAAAUAAACUUGAUCAAAAGUUUAAGGCAGAUCCCUUUUACUCUCAGCUGUUACACACAAAAGGUGAAGAUGCUCACCUCUAUUCUAAAUGGUUGUCGAGAUGGAACAAAAUCAUUUGAUGAACUAUACUCUGAUGCUACCUCAUUGUUUGGGAGCGAGGCAAGAAGAUGCGAGAGAAAAAUAGGCGCUUUCUACGUGACUAAAGAAACCCUGAAGACAAAACUUGAGACCGUAAUGAAGAAAGAGAAUCUAAGCCCCGUUUGUAGGGUGAACAAUCCGACGACGAAAAGCUUAGCAUGCAUGAAAAAGAGUAAUGGCCAAACUGCAGAAGAUAUCGCCGCAGAAAUGGAGAUUGACAAGGAUGUCAUCAUGCCACUUCUCGAAGACUGUCCGGAGGAGGGUUUGAAUCCAAAGCAGGUAGAACAAGUGUGUAAUUUAAGGGAGCUUCUUGACGGAGACAACAAGCAAGUAGCGAGUAUACUCGGGUUUGACCUUGCUAAAGUGAAGGAAGUGGUCUGUCCUUCAGGCGACAAACCGAAGCGCAAGAAUACCACUUCAGAUAAAGAAGAAUGAAUCCUUCUAUAAUCUAAAGUCGAGCCUGCUAGAAAUUAGACAGACUCAUUGUUGAAUAGAAAAUAAAAUACAGUAAAUAACUUGAAAA
Molecule: messenger RNA, 2090 nt
Organism: Nematostella vectensis (starlet sea anemone)
Lineage: Eukaryota; Metazoa; Cnidaria; Anthozoa; Actiniaria; Edwardsiidae
Exons: 12
Coding region: 59-2002 (647 amino acids)
Source: RefSeq, a predicted model, not a curated record